This is a messenger RNA of Aureobasidium melanogenum CBS 110374, 1548 nucleotides long. RefSeq names its product putative MFS transporter. Gene Ontology annotation, molecular function: transmembrane transporter activity. Gene Ontology annotation, biological process: transmembrane transport. The transcript is spliced from 7 exons. Gene Ontology annotation, cellular component: membrane. Lineage: Eukaryota; Fungi; Ascomycota; Dothideomycetes; Dothideales; Saccotheciaceae. Bases 1 to 1548 code for a protein of 515 amino acids. The record is from RefSeq and is a predicted model, not a curated record.
AUGCAAGAUCGCGACGAGAAUGCGCACUACAAGUCGCGCGUCAUCUCCGUCAUUGCUGCCACUGGCGUAGCUCUUGCUUGUGGAACAAACUACGCAUAUUCGGCAUGGGGUCCUCAAUACGCCGAGCGCAUGAAACUAUCCGCUACCCAAAGCAACCUUAUCGGUAGCGCUGGCAACAUUGGCAUGUACGCCUCUGGUAUUCCCUUUGGCAUCUUGAUCGACACAAAAGGUCCCAGGUGGGCUAUUCUCAUUGGUGCCUGUUCGCUGGCAUGCGGCUACUUCCCCCUAUAUUCGGCCUACCAAAAGGGUCCCGGAUCUAUGAGUUUUCCUACUCUCUGUUUCUUUGGCUUCCUUACUGGCAUGGGAAGCUGUUGUGCAUUUGCCGGUUCGAUCAAGGUGUCCGCGACGAAUUGGCCGCAUCACAGAGGAACUGCCACCGCUUUCCCUCUGAGUGGCUUUGGCCUUAGCGCCUUCGUGUUUACUCUGAUUGGCAGUUUCGCCUUUCCCAAUGAUACAGCAGACUAUCUACUGAUGCUGGCCAUCGGUACUUUUGUCAUGGUAUUUGUGGGAAGCUUCUUCAUGCGAUUGAUGCCUCCGUCCUCUCCCUACCAAGCCGUGCCUACCGAAGAUGAGACUCGACCUCCACGCAUCAGGAAGAACUCUCACGAUCUUCAGUCAGGUCGCCACAGCAGAGAUGGAAGCGGUUCGAAUUUCCCGGGUGAACCCAGCACUCAAGAUGCCCAAACAGAUGAGACGUCACCUCUGGUCUCACGCGCUGAGGAAACCCCUGUGGACGAAUCCCAGACAUCUCAGACCCAAGGCUCACACAAGAAAGAUAUCACAGGGUGGGCGCUCGCAAAGAGCCCCUCGUUUUGGAAUUUGUUUAUUCUGCUUGGCUUGUUGUGCGGAGUCGGCCUGAUGACUAUCAACAAUAUUGGAAAUAACGCCAAAACACUUUGGCACCACUACGACGAAAACGCAAGUCACGACUUCAUUCAGUCUCGCCAGUUGAUGCAUGUUGGCAUUCUCUCGAUUGGUUCCUUCGUUGGCAGAUUGUCUUCCGGUAUUGGAUCGGACUUUGUGGUCAAACGUCUCCACUCUUCUCGUUACUGGUCAAUUGUCGCUUCGUCACUGAUAUUUACCGUCGCCCAAGUCUUUGGACUUACGAUCGAAAACCCCACCCACUUGUAUCUUUUGUCAAGUGUGACCGGGCUUGGCUACGGUGCACUUUUUGGCGUUUUCCCUGCUCUUGUUGCUGAUGCAUUUGGUGCACCGGGGCUUGGAAUCAAUUGGGGUGCCAUGACGAUGUCGCCAGUCAUCUCAGGUAACAUUUUCAACACGGCUUAUGGCGCCAUCUUGGAUAGCCAUUCGGGCUCAGCAGACGGACACCAUCGCAUUUGCAAUGAUGGCAAGUCUUGCUAUUCUCAGGCAUAUACGAUCACACUUGUCGCCAGUAUUAUGGGUAUCGCAUGGAGUCUUUGGUGUGUUCGCCGGGACACAAAGGAGAAGAAGGAACAACGGAAGUUGUACGAGGACCACUCACCUUAG